This is a messenger RNA of Clonostachys rhizophaga, 1572 nucleotides long. Lineage: Eukaryota; Fungi; Ascomycota; Sordariomycetes; Hypocreales; Bionectriaceae. The record is from the annotation of a GenBank genome assembly.
AUGGCUCUAUAUCGCCCCAUCUUCUUCUUGAUCAGUCUCCUUGCCUCCGUGGCUGCGGACAAACCAGCCGGUAGGAAUUCGAGAUGCGCGUGUGCGUCACUCAAAAAACCUGAUAUCCCUGGCGCUAAGGUCAUAUCCAUCAACGGGACGCAACUUCUGAACCACACCGUCACUGCAUUCCCAGGCCUCCUCCCAGAGCCAGUUACCGGCCUUGACAUCUGCGCGGUCGACGUGGUUUUGAGGCACCAAGGUGCACAUGACCAAGUCCUUGUCAAAGUUUGGUUGCCACUAAAAGGUUGGAAUGGGCGGUUCCAGGCCAACGGCGGAUCAGGCUUCGCAGCUGGUGCUCUGGAUCUGACUCUGGGCCCUACCGCCAAACUGGGCUAUGCGGCGGCAUCAACAGACGCUGGUGUGGGAUUCAACCCGCUGUCGCCUGCGGAAUGGGCAUUGCUGGCGGAUGGAUCCGUGAAUCAAGAAGCUCUGGUCAACUUUGCGUAUCGGUCUGUUCAGGAUGUCGGUCUGGUUGGAAAGGCUAUAACUGAGCAGUUCUACGGGAAGAAACCUCAAUACUCGUACUGGAACGGGUGCUCAACUGGUGGCAGACAAGGACUGGUUGCCGCACAGAGAUACCCAGAUCUGUUUGACGGGAUUCUGGCCGGCGCGCCCGCAAUCUCCUGGCCAACAUAUGUGGUGGCGGAACAGUGGCCGCAAGUUGUCAUGCACGAGGAGAACACAUAUCCGUCAGCUUGUGAGCUCAAGGCGUUUACUGAUGCCGCAGUUGCCGAAUGCGAUGCCGUUGAUGGACUUACGGAUGGAGUCAUCAACGAUCCCAACGCUUGCCAUUUCGACCCGUACAGGCUGGUUGGACAUGGGGUUGAAUGCGAUGGAACAAACAUCACAAUCACCGAGUCUGUUGCAAGGGUGGUUCAAAAGGUGCACCAAGGGCCUUUUGAUCAGGACGGGCAGCGACUUUGGUAUGGCUUGAAUCUCGGUGCUGCUUUGGACACUUUGGCCAACACAGUUGUGAUUGACGGGGCACGCAAGGGGUCUUCAUUUUUUGUCAAUGAUGCUUGGAUUCGGUACUGGCUUGCCAAAGACCCCAAAUAUGACCUUGAUCAGAUUGAUUACACGACGCUCAAGAUUCUAUUUACCCAGUCGGCCAAAGAAUACGACACCAUUAUUGGUUCAGACAACCCCGAUCUUUCAGCAUUCGAAAACGCAGGUGGCAAACUACUCGUCUGGCAUGGCUUGUCUGAUCAGAUCAUUUUCCCCAGUGGAAGCGUCAACUAUCGCGAUCGAGUCGAGCAGUUACUGGGCGGCCCAGCCAAGGUAGACGGGUUCUUCCGCCUAUUCCUUGCCCCGGGCGUCGACCAUUGCGCCGGGACACCAUCCCUUGGUGCCGUCCCGACCGAUCCUUUUGGGGCGUUGGUAAGCUGGGUGGAGGAGAAGAAAGCACCGGCCCAUCUGUCCGCCCAAGUCUCGGGAGCUGAUCGAAUUAUCUGCCCUUACCCUCUGACGUCGAGGUAUAUUGGAGGCGGAAACGCUUCCGCCUCUAGUUUCGAGUGUCUUUAG